Molecule: messenger RNA, 366 nt
Organism: Neohortaea acidophila
Lineage: Eukaryota; Fungi; Ascomycota; Dothideomycetes; Mycosphaerellales; Teratosphaeriaceae
Product: Prefoldin
Exons: 5
Coding region: 1-366 (121 amino acids)
Biological process (GO): protein folding; chaperone-mediated protein complex assembly
Cellular component (GO): prefoldin complex; cytoplasm
Molecular function (GO): protein-folding chaperone binding
Source: RefSeq, a predicted model, not a curated record
AUGUCCGACUCGCAGAACCUUCGCGCCCUUUCGGAUGAAUACGAGAAGUUGCAAGGCGAUCUAAGUGAAACCGUCCAAGCACGACAGAAAUUGGAGAGCCAGUAUACCGAGAAUCAAGGCGUUCAGAAGGAAUUUGCAGGGUUAGAAGACGACGCCAAAAUCUACAAAUUGGUUGGUCCUGUAUUACUGAAGCAGGACACGGUGGAGGCGAAAAGUACGGUUGAUAGCCGACUGCAGUACAUUGACGGAGAGAUCAAACGAGUGGAAGUCAACAUCAACGCACUCCAGAAGCUCUGCAGCGAAAAGCGGGAUCAGAUUAUGCGAAUCCAGUCCCAGCAGCAACAGCAGCAAGCACCUCCCGCGUAG